This is a messenger RNA of Ricinus communis (castor bean), 506 nucleotides long. RefSeq names its product auxin-induced protein 15A-like. The transcript has a single exon. NCBI's taxonomy places the organism in Eukaryota, Viridiplantae, Streptophyta, Magnoliopsida, Malpighiales, Euphorbiaceae. Bases 117 to 395 code for a protein of 92 amino acids. Gene Ontology annotation, biological process: response to auxin. The record is from RefSeq and is a predicted model, not a curated record.
UAUAUAUAUGUGUGUGUGUGUUUACCAGGACAGCAAUCCACUGCCAAAGUUCUUCACCUUCCAAGAGUCUUGCAAAAUACAAUCAAUUAAUCCGCCACCUCCAAAAGAAAUAAAAGAUGGGCUUUCGCUUGCCUAGGAUCGUGAAUGCAAAACAAGCUAUUAAGCGAGUUCUCUCACCACAGUUAACUGCUGAUGUUCCUAAAGGCCAUGUUGCUGUCUAUGUUGGAGAAACUCAAAAGAAGAGAUUCACUGUUCCAAUAUUUUACUUGAAGCAUCCUUCCUUCCAGAACUUGUUGAGUCAAGCUGAAGAAGAGUAUGGAUUUAAUCAUCCAAUGGGCGGUCUCACAAUUCCAUGCAGUGAACAAGUCUUCACUGAUCUAAUUUUCAGUUUAUAGAAAUGAUCUUGCAGAUAUUUAUAGGAUGUAGGAAUUUAGUCUAAACAUACUGAAUUAUGUACCAAUUUGGGACUGAGAAAUGAAAAUGAACAUAUACCUUUCUUUUCAGAA